This is a messenger RNA of Rana temporaria (common frog), 4047 nucleotides long. Its product is annotated as proline-rich protein 36-like. The transcript is spliced from 3 exons. The record is from RefSeq and is a predicted model, not a curated record. The coding region runs from base 1 to 4047 and encodes 1348 amino acids. NCBI's taxonomy places the organism in Eukaryota, Metazoa, Chordata, Amphibia, Anura, Ranidae.
AUGAGUGGCGGGCUCGGUGUGGUGGAGGGGCCCAUCAGACCGGCACCCGGCCCUCCUCCUGACUCGUCUCCGGCCACCACAGACCAGCACCCGGCCCCUCCUCCUGACUCGUCUCCGGCCACCACAGACCAGCACCCGGCCCCUCCUCCUGACUCGUCUCCGGCCACCACAGAGCGGCACAGGCCCCUCCUCCUGACUCGUCUCCGCCCACCACAGAGCGGCACCCGGCCCCUCCUCCUGACUCGUCUCCGGCCACCACAGAGCGGCACCCGGCCCCUCCUCCUGACCCGUCUCCGGCCACCACAGAGCGUCACCCGGCCCCUCCUCCUGACUCGUCUCCGCCCACCACAGAGCGUCACCUGGCCCCUCCUCCUGACUUGUCUCCGGCCACCACAGACCGGCACCCGGCCCCUCCUCCUGACUCGUCUCCGGCCACCACAGAGCGGCACCCGGCCCCUCCUCCUGACUCGUCUCCGCCCACCACAGACCAGCACCCGGCCCCUCCUCCUGACUCGUCUCCGGCCACCAGAGCGUCACCCGGCCCCUCCUCCUGACUCGUCUCCGCCCACCACAGAGCGUCACCUGGCCCCUCCUCCUGACUUGUCUCCGGCCACCACAGACCGGCACCCGGCCCCUCCUCCUGACUCGUCUCCGCCCACCACAGAGCGGCACCCGGCCCCUCCUCCUGACUCGUCUCCGGCCACCACAGACCGGCACCCGGCCCUCCUCCUGACUCGUCUCCGGCCACCACAGAGCGGCACCCGGCCCCUCCUCCUGACUCGUCUCCGGCCACCACAGACCAGCACCCGGCCCCUCCUCCUGACUCGUCUCCGGCCACCACAGAGCGGCACCCGGCCCCUCCUCCUGACUCGUCUCCGCCCACCACAGACCAGCACCCGGCCCCUCCUCCUGACUCGUCUCCGGCCACCACAGAGCGAGCGGCACCCGGCCCCUCCUCCUGACUCGUCUCCGGCCACCACAGACCAGCACCCGGCCCCUCCUCCUGACUCGUCUCCACCCACCACAGAGCGGCACCCGGCCCCUCCUCCUGACUCGUCUCCGCCCACCACAGACCAGCACCCGGCCCCUCCUCCUGACUCGUCUCCGGCCACCACAGAGCGGCACCCGGCCCCUCCUCCUGACUCGUCUCCGGCCACCACAGAGCGGCACCCGGCCUCUCCUCCUGACUCGUCUCCGGCCACCACAGAGCGGCACCCGGCCCCUCCUCCUGACUCGUCUCCGGCCACCACAGAGCCACACCCGGCCCCUCCUCCUGACUCGUCUCCGGCCACCACAGAGCGGCACCCGGCCCCUCCUCCUGACUCGUCUCAGGCCACCACAGAGCGGCACCCGGCCCCUCCUCCUGACUCGUCUCCGGCCACCACAGAGCGGCACCCGGCCCCUCCUCCUGACUCGUCUCCGGCCACCACAGAGCGGCACCCGGCCCCUCCUCCUGACUCGUCUCCGGCCACCACAGACCGGCACCCGGCCCCUCCUCCUGACUCGUCUCCGGCCACCACAGACCGGCACCCGGCCCCUCCUCCUGACUCGUCUCCGGCCACCACAGAUCGGCACCCAGCCCCUCCUCCUGACUCGUCUCCGGCCACCACAGAUCGGCACCUGGCCCCUCCUCCUGACUCGUCUCCGGCCACCACAGAGCGGCACCCGGCCCCUCCUCCUGACUCGUCUCCGGCCACCACAGAGCGGCACCUGGCCCCUCCUCCUGACUCGUCUCCGGCCACCACAGAGCGGCACCCGGCCCCUCCUCCUGACUCGUCUCCGGCCACCACAGAGCGGCACCCGGCCCCUCCUCCUGACUCGUCUCCGGCCACCACAGACCGGCACCCGGCCCCUCCUCCUGACUCGUCUCCGGCCACCACAGAGCCACACCCGGCCCCUCCUCCUGACUCGUCUCCGGCCACCACAGAGCGUCACCCGGCCCCUCCUCCUGACUCGUCUCCGGCCACCACAGAGCGGCACCCGGCCCCUCCUCCUGACUCGUCUCCGGCCACCACAGAGCGGCACCCGGCCCCUCCUCCUGACUCGUCUCCGGCCACCACAGAGCGGCACCCGGCCCCUCCUCCUGACUCGUCUCCGGCCACCACAGACCGGCACCCGGCCCCUCCUCCUGACUCGUCUCCGGCCACCACAGAGCGGCACCCGGCCCCUCCUCCUGACUCGUCUCCGGCCACCACAGAUCGGCACCCAGCCCCUCCUCCUGACUCGUCUCCGGCCACCACAGAUCGGCACCUGGCCCCUCCUCCUGACUCGUCUCCGGCCACCACAGACCGGCACCCGGCCCCUCCUCCUGACUCGUCUCCGGCCACCACAGAGCGGCACCUGGCCCCUCCUCCUGACUCGUCUCCGGCCACCACAGAGCGGCACCCGGCCCCUCCUCCUGACUCGUCUCCGGCCACCACAGAGCGGCACCCGGCCCCUCCUCCUGACUCGUCUCCGGCCACCACAGAACGGCACCCGGCCCCUCCUCCUGACUCGUCUCCGGCCACCACAGAGCGGCACCCGGCCCCUCCUCCUGACUCGUCUCCGGCCACCACAGACCGGCACCCGGCCCCUCCUCCUGACUCGUCUCCGGCCACCACAGACCGGCACCCGGCCCCUCCUCCUGACUCGUCUCCGGCCACCACAGACCGGCACCCGGCCCCUCCUGACUCGUCUCCGGCCACCACAGACCGGCACCCGGCCCCUCCUCCUGACUCGUCUCUGGCCACCACAGAUCGGCACCCGGCCCCUCCUCCUGACUCGUCUCCGGCCACCACAGACUGGCACCCGGCCCCUCCUCCUGACGCAUCUCCGGCCACCACAGAUCGGCACCCGGCCCCUCCUCCUGACUCGUCUCCGGCCACCACAGAGCGGCACCCGGCCCCUCCUCCUGACUCGUCUCCGGCCACCACAGAGCCACACCCGGCCCCUCCUCCUGACUCGUCUCCGGCCACCACAGAACGGCACCCGACCCCUCCUCCUGACUCGUCUCCACCCACCACAGAGCCACACCCGGCCCCUCCUCCUGACUCGUCUCCGGCCACCACAGAGCGGCACCCGGCCCCUCCUCCUGACUCGUCUCCGGCCACCACAGACCGGCACCCGGCCCCUCCUCCUGACUCGUCUCCGGCCACCACAGACCGGCACCCGGCCCCUCCUCCUGACUCGUCUCCGGCCACCACAGACCGGCACCCGGCCCCUCCUCCUGACUCGUCUCCGGCCACCACAGAGCGGCACCUGGCCCCUCCUCCUGACUCGUCUCCGGCCACCACAGAGCGGCACCCGGCCCCUCCUGACUCGUCUCCGGCCACCACAGACCGGCACCCGGCCCAUCCUCCUGACUCGUCUCCGGCCACCACAGAGCCACACCCGGCCCCUCCUCCUGACUCGUCUCCGGCCACCACAGACCGGCACCCGGCCCCUCCUCCUGACUCGUCUCCGGCCACCACAGACCGGCACCCGGCCCCUCCUCCUGACUCGUCUCCGGCCACCACAGAGCGGCACCCGGCCCCUCCUCCUGACUCGUCUCCGGCCACCACAGAGCGGCACCCGGCCCCUCCUCCUGACUCGUCUCCGGCCACCACAGAGCCACACCCGGCCCCUCCUCCUGACUCGUCUCCGGCCACCACAGAACGGCACCCGGCCCCUCCUCCUGACUCGUCUCCACCCACCACAGAGCCACACCCGGCCCCUCCUCCUGACUCGUCUCCGGCCACCACAGAGCGGCACCCGGCCCCUCCUCCUGACUCGUCUCCGGCCACCACAGAGCGUCACCCGGCCCCUCCUCCUGACUCGUCUCCGCCCACCACAGACCGUCACCCCGCCCCUCCUCCUGACUCGUCUCCGGCCACCACAGAGCGGCACCCGGCCCCUCCUCCUGACUCAUCUCCGGCCACCACAGAGCGGCACCCGGCCCCUCCUUCUGACUCGUCUCCGCCCACCACAGACCGGCACCCGGCCCCUCCUCCUGACUCGUCUCCGGCCACCACAGACCAGCACCGGCCCCUCCUCCUGACUCGUCUCUGGCCACCACAGAGCGUCACGUGA